CUCUCUCUGCAGGCCUACUUCCUCUUGCUCCUGGCUCCUCCCCUUUGAAUAACUUGCUUUGGUUUCUGGUUUCGAUUCCUUUGUGCAGCCUUCCCUUGCAGAGCACUGUCUGGCUGGGUGAUAAGAAGCGGUAGAGACAUGGCCUUCAGCAGCACCCAGGCUUCCUACGUGAGCCCGCCCGUCCCCUUUUAUGGAUCAAUCCACGGUGGUCUCAAGGAUGGGCUUCAGAUUACUAUCAACGGGACCGUCCUUAACUCCAGUGCAAACAGGUUUGCUGUGAACUUGCAGAACACCUUCGAGGACAACAACAUUGCCUUCCACUUCAACCCUCGGUUUGAAGAGGGAGGGUAUGUGGUCUGCAACACGAAGCAGAACAACUGCUGGGGGGCUGAGGAGAGGAAGAUGCAGAUGCCCUUCCAGAAGGGGAGGCCCUUUGAACUCUGCUUCCUGGUGCACAGCUCGCAUUUCCAGGUGAUGGUGGACGGGAACUUCUUCGUGCAGUACUCCCACCGCGUGCCCUUCCACAGCGUGAACGUCAUCUCCGUCACCGGCUCCGUGCAGCUGUCCUACGUCAGCUUCCAGAAACCCCGCACGGCCCCUGUCCGGUCUAUCUUAUCCACGAUGCAGUUCUCCCAGCCUGUCUGUGCCCCACACAAGCCCACAGGGUGCAAACCGAAACCUCAACACAUUUGGUCUGCCAACCCGGAUCCCAUUGCUCAGACAAUCAUUCACACCGUGCAGAGUAUACCUGGACAAAUGUUCCCUAAUCCUGUAAUCCCACCGAUGAUGUACCCCAACCCAAACUAUUCGCUGCCUUUCUUCACCGCCAUCCCAGGCGGGCUGUACCCCUCCAAGUCCAUCAUCGUGUCGGGCAUGGUCCUGCCCAGUGCUCAGAGGUUCCACAUCAACCUGCGCUCUGGGAAUGACAUCGCCUUCCACCUGAACCCCCGUUUCAAUGAGAACGCCGUGGUCCGCAACACCCAGAUCAACAGCUCCUGGGGCUCUGAGGAGCGAAGCCUGCCCCGGAAAAUGCCCUUCACCCGAGGCCAGAGCUUCUCGGUGUGGAUCAUGUGUGAAGGCCACUGCCUCAAGGUGGCCGUGGACGGCCAGCACCUGCUGGAAUACUACCACCGCCUGAAGAACCUGCCCGCCAUCAACAGCCUGGAGGUGGCCGGGGACAUCCAACUGACACAUGUGCAGACAUAGGCAGGCUCCUCGGGCCUGGAACAAGGGCUGGUGCGUCACCGUCUGGGUCUCCUGGUCACCUCCACGUCCCUGCCCCAGCCCCAGCCCUGGCCCAUCCCCUGCCUAGGACCGGGGCUUCUCUGGAGAGACCAUGUCCUUGUCUGGCUCUCCUGGCUGUAGCCAGCCUGGCGCAGCAAAGAAAGGUGGGGUGGCUCCCGGGGCUCCAGCCGCCCAGCUCCUUGCACCUGGGAGUGGGGCGUUCAGUGCGGGUGAAGCCCCACGGCCAGUGGCCUUGGCAGGGGGACAGGUCCUGAGCGUCCCAAGCCCCCAGCCAGACUUACCUGUGAAGUCCGUGGACACCAGCUCCAGGUGGGAGGUGACCUGCCAUCUCACUUCCUGGCCUGGAGCCUUGCUCCAGCCCCUUCCCCUCCCCAGGGAAGCUCCCCUGAUGACACUCCCCUGGCCUCCACCAGCUAACCAGAACUUCCUCAGCAGGGGCUCUCCUUUUCCCAACCCUUAAAAUAAGUGAAAGUGCAGGGCCGGCAAGUGGCAUGGUGGUUAAGGGCCCUGGACUCCCACAUGGCUGCAGUUCGAGUCCAGGACGGCUUGCUUUCUCACUUUCUCUCUCUCUCUCUCUCUCACCCUCACCCUCACUGUCUCU
Messenger RNA from Tupaia belangeri chinensis (Chinese tree shrew), 1846 nucleotides. RefSeq names its product galectin 9 (gene LGALS9). Gene Ontology annotation, biological process: negative regulation of CD4-positive, alpha-beta T cell proliferation; positive regulation of gene expression; negative regulation of type II interferon production. The record is from RefSeq and is a predicted model, not a curated record. Gene Ontology annotation, cellular component: cytosol; nucleus. Lineage: Eukaryota; Metazoa; Chordata; Mammalia; Scandentia; Tupaiidae. The transcript is spliced from 11 exons. Gene Ontology annotation, molecular function: carbohydrate binding; galactoside binding. The coding region runs from base 139 to 1206 and encodes 355 amino acids.